Striga asiatica is the source of this 318-nucleotide messenger RNA. The record is from the annotation of a GenBank genome assembly. Lineage: Eukaryota; Viridiplantae; Streptophyta; Magnoliopsida; Lamiales; Orobanchaceae.
AUGAAAGUUAAAGCUGGCGGUGCCCAAAUCCACAAUCGUGCCGCCAUAGCCGUUGGCAUUCGACACGAGAACUGCGCGACGAGAGAUACGAGCUACGUUGCUCCCGACGAGAAGCCGGGACUUCCUGAAUUCGGCCGCAGACGACAUUCUCCCGAUACCCAACAGAUUCGAGCUUACCUUCCAAUCGACGGAGAGAACGAGGGUAUCGGAGUUGUUGGAAAUCGUUCGAACCCUAGCAGUCCUAACCCAAAAAUCGGCGACGAGAACCUCAUAAGCACGGAUACGACUCCGCCAAUUGACAAUCCUGCGAUAUGUUAG